AUGCUCAGCAGUCGAAGAACGAGGGCACUUGGCUUGCUUUCAUCCAGAAUCGAAUCCACCUCGUAUUUCCCGGUGUCCAGGUAUGUUGCCUGCGGCCGAAAGUACAGGCGCACGCUCAGCAGCACGACGCAGACCACCAUUCCCUCAUACACUGUGAACAAGGACCGGCUGUGGAAGACGAUCCACGAAACUGCGCAAUGGGGUGCUACCCCAGAUGGAGGUAUCCGUCGCCUGGCACUGACUGACACGGACAAAGCCGUACGCGAGUGGUUCGUCUCCACGACCCAGUCGCUAGGAUGCGCCGUCAAAGUCGACGAAAUGGGCAGCUUGUUUGCUACGCGCGCGGGCAUCUCCACUUCCCUUGCCCCCAUCGGAAUUGGGAGCCACCUCGAUACCCAACCGGCCGGUGGCCGCUACGAUGGGAUUCUGGGCGUUCAGGCUGGCAUAGAGAUCCUACGGGUCCUCGAGGAAAACGGGCAUCAGACAUACGCGCCACUGGCGGUCAUAGACUGGACAAAUGAAGAAGGUGCUCGGUUUAACACCGGCAUGGUUUCUUCUGGCGUCUGGUCUGGACGUUACACCUUGGAUUACGCUCACGCGCUUCCGGCUGCCGAGGACAAAUCCAAGACGGCGACCCUGAAGAGUGAGUUGGAGCGGAUUGGGUUCUUGGGAAGCGUACCGGCGUCAUACAAGGCAAACCCUUUGAGCGCGCAUUUCGAGCUGCACAUCGAACAAGGCCCAGUCCUCGAGGAUGAGGGUAAGAAGGUAGGCGUCGUGACCGGUGUGCAGAGUAUGGGGUGGCUUAUCAUCACGGUCCACGGGAAAAACCAGCACUCGGGCACCUGCCCAAUGGAUCGGCGCGCUUGUGCUCUGACAUCCGCUGCCCGCAUGAUAUCGCGUGUGGAGGAAAUCGCUCUUGCUGCAAAUGGCCUCUCGACUGUCGGAGUCAUCAACUCGUGGCCCCAAUCGCCGGCUACCGUGCCUCAUAAAGUUGUGUUCAGCGUCGACUUGAGUCACCAUUCGACCGAGGUGCGGGAACGUAUGAUUGCCGACACGUGUGCAGAGUUCGCCCGUAUCGCACAGGCAAACAAAUGCACAGUUGAGAUCGAAGACAUCUGGAACAGUCCCGCCGUGCAGUUCCAUCAGGAUUGCAUCAGCUGUGUACGCGAGGCAGCCCGGAACGCAGCCGGAGAGGAGAAUGUCAAAGAAAUGAUGGCAGGUGCUGGCCACGACAGCGUGCACACAAGCGACAGGUGCCCAACAAGCAUGGUGUUUGUGCCCUCCAAAGGGGGAAUCUCGCAUCAUCCAGACGAGUAUUCUUCUCCAGAGCAAUGUGCCAUUGGCGCACAAGUCUUGCUUGAAAGUGUGCUGCGAUAUGACGAUCAACUGCGGAAGGCUGCACUUUGA
This is a messenger RNA of Fonsecaea multimorphosa CBS 102226, 1407 nucleotides long. RefSeq lists its product as uncharacterized. The transcript is spliced from 2 exons. Bases 1 to 1407 code for a protein of 468 amino acids. The record is from RefSeq and is a predicted model, not a curated record. Gene Ontology annotation, molecular function: hydrolase activity, acting on carbon-nitrogen (but not peptide) bonds, in linear amidines. Lineage: Eukaryota; Fungi; Ascomycota; Eurotiomycetes; Chaetothyriales; Herpotrichiellaceae.